AUGGUGUGNGUUAUCGGCCUUAAGCCCAUCUACAAAGCUACUGGACCCGAUGAAGUGCCGGCAUGGCUCCUCCAAGAAAAUGCCGACCUAUUCUCCCGGCCAAUUGCUGAUAUCAUGAACAAAUCCUUUCAAGAUUCCAAGCUACCUCAAUCAUGGAAGGACGCAGAUAUAGUGCCCAUACCCAAGCAGAAACCCAUACAUGAUGUAAACAAGCACCUUCGUCCAAUACCGCGGACUCCUGUUCUGUCAAAGAUCGCAGAGGACUACAUCGUGGAGUAUAUUAAACCUGCUGUGCUUGCAAAGGUAGAUGAACACCAAUUUGGGACGGUAUCAAAGUCUAGCRCUACACUAGCCCUGAUCAGCAUGGUCCACUCGUGA
Molecule: messenger RNA, 378 nt
Organism: Exaiptasia diaphana
Lineage: Eukaryota; Metazoa; Cnidaria; Anthozoa; Actiniaria; Aiptasiidae
Exons: 1
Coding region: 1-378 (125 amino acids)
Source: RefSeq, a predicted model, not a curated record